Drosophila ficusphila is the source of this 1242-nucleotide messenger RNA. RefSeq names its product alpha-methylacyl-CoA racemase (gene Amacr). Lineage: Eukaryota; Metazoa; Arthropoda; Insecta; Diptera; Drosophilidae. The coding region runs from base 72 to 1190 and encodes 372 amino acids. Gene Ontology annotation, cellular component: mitochondrion. The transcript has 2 exons. Gene Ontology annotation, molecular function: alpha-methylacyl-CoA racemase activity. Gene Ontology annotation, biological process: bile acid metabolic process. The record is from RefSeq and is a predicted model, not a curated record.
AGCCCCGUUGCAAUGGUGUUCAAAGUGCAUUUAAUUUUCUUAUUACUUUUCAACUAGAAAUCCCUGUAAAAAUGCCGCUAAAAGGCAUAAAGGUAUUGGAAUUUGUGGGCCUAGCUCCAGGACCAUUGUGUGGCAAGAUCCUUACCGAUUUUGGCGCUACCGUCACUCGCAUUGAUAAGAUUCUUGACAAUCCUCUUGACGUACUGCAGCAGGGAAAAAGCACAAUAAGCGUGGACUUAAAGAACCCAAAGGGCCAGCAAUUGGUGCUAAGGUUGGCAAACAAGUGCGAUGUACUUAUCGAACCCUUUCGACCAGGAGUUAUGGAGAAACUUAAUUUGGGCCCCAACGAGCUUCGUAAACAGAAUCCGCGUCUUAUUUACGCCCGUCUUACGGGAUUUGGUCAGCACGGGAGAUUGGCGCCACGGGCGGGCCAUGAUAUCAACUAUGUGGCCAUAUCGGGUGUACUUUCUAUGUUGGGCAGGCGACAGGAAAAGGUCACAGCACCUAUAAAUCUGCUGGCGGACUUCGCUGGCGGCAGUGUAAUGUGCGCUCUGGGCAUUUGCCUCGCGCUCUUGGAGCGCCACAAUUCCGGAAGAGGUCAAGUGGUGGAUGCCUCAAUGGUGGAGGGAGCUGCCUAUGUGGCCAGUUGGCUGUUUAUGUCCCGAAAUCUGAACAUCUGGGGUCAAGAGCGGGGAGACAACAUCCUUGAUGGUGGUUCAUAUUUUUACGAUACGUACGAGACCAAGGACGGCCUCUACAUUUCCGUGGGCGCCUUGGAACCGCAGUUCUUUGAGCUGCUUAAACAGCGCUUGGAACUUCCCGAAGAUCUCUGCCAAUUUGGCGAAGAACAUCAGGAUCGCGGAAAGAGACUAUUAACGGAAGUCUUUCUAUCCAAAACUCAAUCGGAAUGGUCAAAGAUUUUCGAGGACGUGGAUGCCUGUGUAUAUCCCGUGCUGGACUACCGGGAAGUCCAUAAGCACGAUCACAAUAAGGAAAGGGAAUCCUUUGAGCUGCUCGAGGGUGUGACUGCUCCACGUCCAGCUCCACUUUUAAGUCGAACUCCAGGGAAAUUGCCCAAGAAAAGUGAUAAGCAGCACAAUUUGAUUGAAGAACUGGAGCUGAAACCCCAGGAACUGAAGGAUUUAUUGGAUUCAGGAGUACUUACGCUUCCAGAAAAGGCUAAGCUGUAGGAUUCAAUUGGAAGUACCGCCAUAAAUAAAACUCUUUUUUGUUGCUCUUGCA